Messenger RNA from Phalaenopsis equestris, 600 nucleotides. Its product is annotated as auxin-responsive protein SAUR50-like. The record is from RefSeq and is a predicted model, not a curated record. Bases 16 to 333 code for a protein of 105 amino acids. Lineage: Eukaryota; Viridiplantae; Streptophyta; Magnoliopsida; Asparagales; Orchidaceae. Gene Ontology annotation, biological process: response to auxin. The transcript has a single exon.
UCCAACACAAACCCAAUGGCUCUGAAGAUGACAAGCAAGUUGCCGCAAGCAGCGACCUUGAAGCAAAUACUGAAACGAUGCUCAAGUCUGGGAAAAAAACAGGGGAUGGGAGAAGAGGAAGGUUUGCCUCUGGACGUCCCAAAGGGUCAUUUUGCUGUGUAUGUGGGGGAGAAUAGGAGCAGAUUUAUUGUUCCGAUCUCUCUUUUAUCCCACCCAGAGUUCCAGUCUCUUCUGCGAGCUGCUGAGGAAGAGUUUGGGUUCAACCAUGGCAUGGGCCUCACCAUCCCCUGUGAGGAGACUGUCUUCCGCUCCCUCACUUCCAUGCUCUGCUGAGCUCAUGGAUGUUUACCUUUUCUUUGGUUAUCGCCAAUUUCCUUGAUUCAUUUGUAUCAUUAAGGAAACACCAAAGAGAUCACUCGUGGGCUGGAUUUGUAAAUUUGACAUUUCCAAAAAGUUGUGGGAGGUCUUUGCGCAAUAUGAGAUAUGGUUAACAUUUAAUAACUUCAUGAAAAAUUGGUGUCUUUCCCCUGUUUUAAUCCCUACAUUUCCUUCUCUGUUCUGGAAUUAGUUGAGAUGAAUAGUUUAAGGAGAAGAUUGUAA